Molecule: messenger RNA, 1524 nt
Organism: Lates calcarifer (barramundi perch)
Lineage: Eukaryota; Metazoa; Chordata; Actinopteri; Centropomidae
Gene: slc2a1c
Product: solute carrier family 2, facilitated glucose transporter member 1
Biological process (GO): monosaccharide transmembrane transport
Cellular component (GO): membrane
Molecular function (GO): hexose transmembrane transporter activity
Source: RefSeq, a predicted model, not a curated record
AUGGCCCCUCAGGAGAGCCAUCUGACAGCCACACUCCUGACCUCCAUCCUGGCAGCGGUGCUGGGCUCCCUGCAGAUUGGCUACCACACCGGCAACGUCAAUGCUCCAGCCAAGAUCAUCGAAGAGUUCUUCAACCACACCUGGACAGCCAGACACAACCAGUCGAUGCCAGAUCACAGUCUGACUCUGCUGUGGUCUCUCUCUGUCAGCAUUAAGGACUUUGGAGCCUUGCUUGGUUCACUGGGAGUCAAAUAUGUGGCAGAUUCUUACGGAAGGCGUAACUCCAUCCUAAUAGUGAACUGUCUAUCCGUGGUGGGAGCAUGUCUUAUGUCUGCAUCCAAAGCCAGCGAGUCAUUUGAAGUUCUCAUCCUGGGACGGUUGGUGUUUGGUCUGUUCUGUGGCCUGGUGAUGAGUCUUAAUCCACUGUACAUCCAGGAAGUGUCCCCCACCAACUUGAGAGGGGCCUUUGCCACACUCAACCAGGUGUCCUUUGCUUCGGGCAUCCUGGUAGGAAUGGUGGCUGGUCUAGAGACAGUGCUGGGUACAGAGCAUUACUGGGCCAUGAUGCUGUCCCUGUCUCUCAUCCCGGCCCUGACGCAGUACCUGGUUCUGCCUUUCUGCCCCGAAAGCCCUCGUUACCUGCUCAUCAACCGGGGAGAGGAGAGCAAGGCAGAGGCUGCCCUGCUGAGGCUGAGAGGCAGAACAGAGAAGGUGUUUGCUGAGCUGGAAGAGAUGAAGGAAGAGGCCGGCCACACUCAGGCAGGUGUCGCCAUCCACGAUUUCUUCAAGAAGCGCAGCUACAAGCAGCCGAUCAUCAUCGUCCUCAUCGUCAACUUGGGCAGCCAGCUGUCCGGAUUCAAUGCAAUCAUCAAUUAUUCCACCAAAAUGUUCCAAGCCAAGUUUGACCAGGCCAAAUACCUGACACUGGGCGUGGGUGCUGUCAAUGUGACCUUCACUUUGGUCGCAUUCUUCCUGAUGGAAAGGGCAGGGAGGAGGAGAUUGCUCCUGACUGGUUUCAUCUCCAUAGCAGUGUGCAACUUACUCAUGACCAUAGUCGAUUCCUUAACUUGUCUAUCCACCAUGCAGCACCUGGUUCCAGAGCUGCGGAGCCUGCAGGUCCUGCUGGUUUUCUGCCUGAUUUCAGCCUACGAGCUGGGCCCUGGACCCAUCUCCUGGUUCAUCGCAGCUGAGCUGUUUGACCAGCCUGGCAGACCCAUCGCCAUGGCCUUCACCAGCAUGCUCAACUGGGGAGGGAAGUUUGUUCUGGCACUCCUCUUUCCUCCAUUACUGAAAAUCUGUGGUGCGUAUGUCUACCUCCUCUUCAUGACCGUGGCUCUGCUCGCCUUCACCUUCACCUGGAUUCGCCUCCCCGAGACAAAAGGUCGCACAUUCGAUGACAUUGCAGAGGAGUUCAGAGGAGCAGAAGGCAUUCCUUUGCACAAUAAGACCGGAUUCAACACUUUCUCCUGAUGGACGUUUUAACCCUUACUAAAUCUGGUCAUGGUUGUACUGUUAAAGGGAGGG